AUGGUGUACUGUGGCCAGGGCCAGAAAGUGCAGAAGGUGAUGGUGCAGCCCAUCAUGAACCACUCACUGUGGUUCUAGGAGGAAGUGGAAGUGCGGACGGAGGGCUGUAUCAUUGGUGUUGAUGAGUACAUGAACCUGGUCUUAGAUGAUGCUGAAGAGAUUCAUUCUAAAACAAAGUCAAGAAGACAACUGGGUCAGAUCAUGCUAAAAGCAGAUAAUAUCACUCUGCUACAAAAUGUCUCCAACAGAAAUGAUCAAUGA
This is a messenger RNA of Nycticebus coucang (slow loris), 261 nucleotides long. RefSeq names its product small nuclear ribonucleoprotein E-like. Gene Ontology annotation, biological process: spliceosomal snRNP assembly; mRNA splicing, via spliceosome. The record is from RefSeq and is a predicted model, not a curated record. Lineage: Eukaryota; Metazoa; Chordata; Mammalia; Primates; Lorisidae. Gene Ontology annotation, cellular component: U1 snRNP; U2 snRNP; precatalytic spliceosome.